CGCGGAGGGAAGUCUCGCGAGGCUUGUCGCUGUGUGGCUGCCAGUAGCGGAGGUUCUGGUCCGCCCGGGAUGGAGCCGAGGCAAGCGGGCUGCCGGAUCCUCCCUGCCGCUGUGUGAGCAGGGCUGUGUGUCCGCUCGCUGAGCAGGCGCAGCGAGGCCGCGGAGAGCACUCUCUGGGCGCCUCCAUCUCGCGGGUGGUGGUCGCCGUCUCUGACGGCUGAGGGGGACUGAAGCUGAGUGGAAAAACACGAGUGGGUGAACCUCUGAGCCGGGCUCCCUGUCUCCGUGCUCUCACUGAGCUCCUGCCGGGAACAGAGAAAUGAGCUGCACCAUUGAGAAGGCACUUGCUGAUGCUAAGGCCCUUGUUGAACGGUUGAGAGACCAUGAUGAUGCAGCAGAGUCUCUCAUCGAACAGACCACUGCCCUCAGCAAGCGAGUGGAAGCCAUGAAACAGUAUCAGGAAGAAAUCCAAGAACUUAAUGAAGUAGCAAGACAUCGGCCACGAUCCACACUAGUUAUGGGAAUCCAGCAAGAAAACAGACAAAUCAGAGAAUUACAACAAGAGAACAAAGAACUGCGCACAUCCUUGGAAGAGCACCAGUCUGCCUUGGAACUGAUAAUGAGCAAGUAUCGAGAGCAGAUGUUCAGAUUGCUAAUGGCCAGCAAGAAGGACGACCCGGGCAUAAUAAUGAAGUUAAAGGAGCAGCACUCAAAGAUUGACAUGGUACAUCGUAACAGCUGCGAAGGAUUCUUCCUGGAUGCAUCUCGGCACAUCCUUGAAGCACCUCAGCACGGACUGGAGAGGAGGCACUUGGAAGCAAAUCAGAAUGAGUUGCAAGCACAUGUUGACCAGAUCACCGAGAUGGCAGCAGUAAUGAGAAAAGCUAUUGAAAUUGACGAACAGCAGGGUUGCAAGGAACAGGAGCGCAUAUUUCAACUUGAACAAGAAAACAAAGGCUUGAGAGAGAUCCUUCAGAUAACUCGAGAAUCCUUUUUGAACCUUCGGAAGGAUGAUGCGUCAGAGAGUACAUCUCUGUCCGCCUUAGUGACUAACAGUGACCUGAGUCUGAGGAAGAGCUGAGUGGUUGGCUGUGGUCACUAAGACGGGCCCAGGAGUGAGUGGAUGGAUGAACAUAAACCCAACUUCAGUCAGCCUCUUUCCUCUAGUAUGUCAGGGGCACUGGCGAAGAGACAGUAGCAGGAUGUAUAGCCAGUGGUCAUAAACUAGAUCCCAGUCACAGCUCGACAGGAAAACCUGGGCCACAGAGUGAACAUUGAGUCUCCAAGGUGCUGCUGAGGACUGCAAUUUGAGAAGUGCUGUUGGCCUCUUGGAUGAGAUAUGGAUCACCCUGAAUGCUCCUAAUAAACGUCGGAAAGCCUAAAUUAUCACAACUCCAAAAGAAGGUUGGUGUGGUGUUCUGGAUGGAAGACUUUGUUCUGAGUCCUGUCCUUCUGUUCAGUGUCAGAGUCAGCAUAGCUUAUGUAUGUACCGCUUCUGUCUCGGUGCUCCCAUCCCCCUGCCCAUCUGUUCAUCGCCGGCAGUUCACAUUUACAGGCUAUAGGAAUAUGUCACUCGCAUCACAAACUGAAGAAAGGAAUAUACUUGCACCUAGUUCCCAUAACUCUUAGCUAGCAGUUAUUCGUGACUUGCUUGAGUAUAUGUACCUCAGGAAGGAAGGAAAGACAAGAAUAUACUUUCUAAGAAAGACAGCCAUAUAUAGACACAUUUAGUAGGUUAAACUACUUUGAGAGACUAUGUUUGGUUCUCUGUUAACAAUGAGCCUGGCUCUUCCUCCUCUCUACAUGAUGUUUAAGGAUACAGGACAGAGGGGUUGGGGAUUUAGCUCAGUGGUAGAGCGCUUGCCUAGCAACCGCAAGGCCCUGGGUUCGGUCCCCAGCUCCUAAAAAAAGGGAAAAAAAAAAGGAUACAGGAUAGCUCACUAGUACACAGAGUUGGCAUAUUUAAUGUAAUAAGAUAGGUAUGGUCAUUUCCAAGUAAAUUUGGAAUUCCUUUGUUAUUUAAGAAAUCACUCUUCAAACAUAUAAGUAGAAGCAGGUUCCAAAAUCAAAGUUCUGGGACUGAGUCUAAACCCUGUUUAGUUCUUAUAACCUGUGAGUUUUCCCUACAACCUGUGACUCAGAAACUGGCAGUGAAGUGUGGGCCCACAGGCAUUGUGCUUUGCACUUUAAAAAAAAAAAAAGCUUAAGACCACAAGAUAGAGAAGUGUGCUUUAAUACCAUUGCAACCUAAACUCUUCUGUAGUGAUCAGAAUAAAAGAAUAAAAGAUUGUGAAAUACGGCAAAAAAUAUACAAUACUUGUAUGUGAAGUUAGCACAGAUAAAAAGUAAAUCAUUUGUAAGUACAUAUUACUUUGCAGUGUAAUUUUAUGUGUAAUUUCAUGUAUUGGCAAAAUUCAUAGGACUUUUACUUGAGAACCUUUCAUUCUGAAGUUUGAGGUGAGUGGGGUCAUAGGUCAGGUAGGAAAGGGCCAGUACCCCAGGUGAUAAACCGUUGUCAUGCAGAGGCCUUAAUAUUUUAUAUUAUAGGUGAAUUUAUUUCUAAGACUUUUCUAUUGGUUCUUGGAGAGUGUCCCUUAGUUUAGUGGUCAUUCUUUCAUGUAGUUUGGUCCCAGGCCAGAAUCUUAGAAGAAAGGCUACACAGUUGAGAUGAGGCAGAAUCAAGGAGUGAGUAGUUCUAUUGUGAAAUGUUAUUUCAGAAGUAAUUAUUUUUAUAAAAAAAUUAUUUAUCCUUUGUCUUCUUGGAUAUAAGUUUAAGGUUGUGAAUAUUGAAAGACAUUUGCAUUGUUCUUAGCAAGUUUUCCAUCCCUCCUAUCACCCCCCCCC
This is a messenger RNA of Rattus norvegicus (Norway rat), 2844 nucleotides long. It is a transcript of the gene Fgfr1op2, whose product is annotated as FGFR1 oncogene partner 2. The transcript is spliced from 7 exons. Gene Ontology annotation, cellular component: cytoplasm. NCBI's taxonomy places the organism in Eukaryota, Metazoa, Chordata, Mammalia, Rodentia, Muridae. The record is from RefSeq and is marked provisional. Bases 320 to 1081 code for a protein of 253 amino acids.